Protopterus annectens (West African lungfish) is the source of this 711-nucleotide messenger RNA. RefSeq names its product olfactory receptor 2K2-like. The record is from RefSeq and is a predicted model, not a curated record. Gene Ontology annotation, molecular function: olfactory receptor activity; G protein-coupled receptor activity. The transcript has a single exon. Gene Ontology annotation, biological process: G protein-coupled receptor signaling pathway. Lineage: Eukaryota; Metazoa; Chordata; Ceratodontiformes; Protopteridae. Gene Ontology annotation, cellular component: membrane. The coding region runs from base 1 to 711 and encodes 236 amino acids.
AUGGCAAAUAUUCUUUCUGAAGCAAAAACUAUUUCUCAAGUAGAAUGCUUACUUCAAACAUUAUUUGGAGUUAUAGCCGGCUACAAUGAAAUGCCAUUGUUGGCUGUAAUGGCAUAUGACAGAUAUAUUGCCAUUUGUAAUCCAUUGAGAUACUCCAGCCUUAUGACAAAAAUGAGGAUGUGCAUCCUUUUAAUAGUACCAUGGCUGUACUCAUUUUGUAUUGCUGUGCCAUUCCUUUUUCAAGCCCUCAGUCUUCCAUUAUGUGGUAAGUUUAUAGUAGGCAUAUGUUGUGAUUUCCAAGCCUACAUAAAGUUAUCAUGCACUAAUGUGUCUGUUAACAAUAUAUAUGAGACAUGUAUAUCAGUGAUUCAUACUGCCAUGCUGAUUGUUGUUAUUGUUUAUUCCUAUGUGCAGAUCUUUAAAGUCUGUUACAGGACUUCCAGUGGUACUAAGUCUAAAGCCCUUAAUACCUGCAUGACGCACUUACUGUUGUUGUUUACGUAUUUAUUGGGUGGCCUUCUGGUAUUUUUUCAACUGCGUAUGGGCAAUGUCAGUGCCUUAGAUUUUGUACAGCUCUUUAUGUCACUCUUAUUCUUCAUGAUUCCUUCUCUUUUCAAUCCAUUAAUCUAUGGGAUUCGAACCCAGGACAUACGAAAAGCUAUUCAAAAAGUCAUUACAAACAGCAUGCUGUGCUCCAUUGUCAACAUUUAA